AUGAAGUUCGUGCAGGUCUUAAAGCCUAGGCUGCAGCAGAUCCACAGUCACAGCAGCCUCCGUGGCUAGCUAAUGUUUUUCAGGGCAAAAUAUGGGAAGGUUGGUAUAUUAAUGGGGGAAGACAAGUAUGGCAACAAACACUAUGAAGACAACAAGCAAUUUUUUGGCAUUGCUGGCUUCACUGUAUGA
This is a messenger RNA of Otolemur garnettii (small-eared galago), 189 nucleotides long. RefSeq names its product NADH dehydrogenase [ubiquinone] 1 alpha subcomplex subunit 12-like. The record is from RefSeq and is a predicted model, not a curated record. NCBI's taxonomy places the organism in Eukaryota, Metazoa, Chordata, Mammalia, Primates, Galagidae.